This is a messenger RNA of Anneissia japonica, 1340 nucleotides long. RefSeq lists its product as uncharacterized. The record is from RefSeq and is a predicted model, not a curated record. Lineage: Eukaryota; Metazoa; Echinodermata; Crinoidea; Comatulida; Comatulidae. Bases 236 to 823 code for a protein of 195 amino acids. The transcript is spliced from 2 exons.
AUUUUGAUACCUAGAACGUCAAAAUCGGUUAACAAGAAGUGCUUUUUUCCCCAAAAUGAAUAUGAACAGGCACUCGCAGUGUCUGCUGAAAAAAUGCAGGCUUUGUGGAUCGGAUAACCCUUCAUCAUGGAAACAUAGAAAACCUCAGAAGAAGGAGUCACUGUCAAAAGUGAUCAAUGAAGCUUUGGGGAUUGACAUUGGAGCCGACAUUGAAUGUAAAAGAAAUUCAUAAUAAAUGUUUGACUUUGUUUGUUUUUCAUGUGGAAAUCAAGUUCUUAAUAAAACAAGUAAAAAGAAGACCCUGGCAGAUUUUGAGAGCGAAGCACGUGAAGCUGGACUUUUGACCUGGUGUGCUGGUGAACAGCUCCAGAUUAUCAAGUUGACUGAUACAGGUGAAAUGCUUAUACAUCUGAACAUAUCAAGCGAUUUCAGUCGGAAGUUGUCUGUUGCAGGUAUUGAUCCUUCCUACAUGCUGCAUAACGUUGAUGUCAAGGACAUAAAACAAGUGAAAGAAUUGUUUGAAAAAAACAUUUGUAUAGGAAAUAAUGAUUUCCAGGAUGUCACUGAGCAUAAAAAAGGACCAGAGGGUCAGAUCCCGAUUAGAGUAUCCAAAAAUAACACAUACUCAUCAACUUUUAAGACAAUUCGAGACAACCAGUGUCUUCUUUUCGUGUCAGAAGGAAUUCAACGUUGCAAACAUGUGCAAAAUCAUAAGGCCAAACGUAAGUACUAUACGAGCCAAUCAAAACAAAGCUACAACUACUAUUCUACCUUCAUCAACCAUCCCAAAUCGAUAUUUAAGUCAUUCGCAGCUACUAAAUAAAUUGUCUGCGCAACAAGCUGACAGAGUUCAUUUGAAAAGAAAAAUUGAGUCUCUUCAAGAUAGAAUAACUGAAAUGCAUAAUAAGGAAAGUCAGGUUUUGCAUCACGAAUAGUCAAAAAGCAUGGAGGAAACCUUGGCGAUACAUGCUGAUGAUUUUACGAACUCGCUCCCUCCAGGCUCUUAUUUGACCAGCAGCCUGAGAGUCUAAAGAUAAAUAAACAGAUGAGAUGGCAUCCCACAAUUAUCAGAUGGUGUAUAGCGCUACAAACAAGAUCUGCUUCUAAUUAUGACUUUUUAAGAUCCACUGGGUUUUUGAAAUUGCAACAUCCAAGCACCCUCCAUAAAUAUUCACACUUUGCAGAUCCGGAUGCCGGUUUUUCUGCAGAUAUGUUGGAGAGGAUUGUUAGCGACAUAGGCCUACAUAAGGAUGGAGCGCAGCUUAAAAGGGAUGUAUGUGUACUGUUCGACGAGAUGAAGAUAAAAUCGGGUCUGUAUUAUUCGAUUCGUACAGGAAUGA